This is a messenger RNA of Morchella sextelata, 4422 nucleotides long. RefSeq lists its product as uncharacterized. Bases 1 to 4422 code for a protein of 1473 amino acids. The transcript has 6 exons. The record is from RefSeq and is a predicted model, not a curated record. Lineage: Eukaryota; Fungi; Ascomycota; Pezizomycetes; Pezizales; Morchellaceae.
AUGGGAGGGAAUAAUGCACAGGAGCAGUCCGUACUCAGCUCUCAGGGGAGCUACACUGCAACCGACCUGUCACGCAGGACAGAUCACACCAGCUUCUCUAUUCCCGAAGACGGUCGUCCAAUUACUAUUCAAACGAACCGAAGAAGAAAAAAGGAUGCUGAUGCAAGCACCACGUUGAGCGGAACCAACACUUCGCUGCUGAUAGAGUAUUUCGAAAAUGGCAAGCCGAAUGGCGGAUCCCCCAACCGUCGUCCGAGCGUUCGGGUCAAAGUAACCCCAUCGGCUCAAAGGCGCCACCAAGUUAAAUCUUCUUCUGACGGGAAUGGUCUACAUAUCUCGGACGCUGGCACCAGUCCUCGAAGACCAUCCCAUACCCAAAGAAUAUCGCUGUCGCCGCACAUAGGAGAGGACAGAUUAGUUAUGGGUGAUAACCGGUCAACUUCUGGAGACCAUUCAUCGAUCACAUCGUAUAAUUCUGCCGAUCAACCAUACGUUAGCAUCACUCGAGAAGCAGCUAGCCCUGAAUCUGUCAAUAGCUCUCCUAGGGACAAAAGUGAAUCUUACAAUCGUCGUGCCGCUCGACGGAAUAGGUCUGCGUCAAGGAGCAAACAACCCGAAGGCUACUUUGAGAAGGAUUCAAUCAAGUCGCAGAAAGGAGUAAGGAGUAGGAGUAUGAGUAGGGAGUACGAUAUCCAGGAAGAAGCUGGGCUUAAAGCACCGAAAUUAGGCCGCAGAAGGAGCAGAAGCCUUAGUCGGGAACGCAUAUCGAAUCGGGAAUCAAUAGCUCUAAGCCAACACGAGAAGCAAUCAAUCGAGCAGAGUGUGAUGGAAGGAUUUGAAAAGUUGGGCAAAGGACGUAAUGCUAAAUCACGAAAAGGAUCGCAAAGCCGGGGUGGGAGCACCAUGGCUGGUGACUACCUAACGGCGCCUCGUGCGAGAAGCCGUAGCCGGAGUCGUGAUCGAGAAGUUGAUGACAUCACAGCUGAGAAAAAUCGACAACGCCGUAAAGCGUCUCAAAUGGAGGAGUCCCAAUUGCAAAGAACCGCUUCAAUCAAUAACCCGGCGCUUCUUGAUCUUGUAGAAGAUGCCAUAAAACGACUCAUCCUCCCACAACUCAAUGAAAUCAAGACCAAUAAUAAUCAAACGAAGCUUUCAAAGUUCGACCCAACGGUUGCAUCGGCCCUGCUUGAACGCCAGGGUAGUAAGAGGCUCGACAAGAGUUUAAGCAUGCCUAACGUUGCACAGCCGAUGGUAGUUCUAACUCCAGACAUGGAAAAAGGAAAUGGCCAGGGUAUGGUAAUCGCUGGCGGUGCUGAUUCUCAAGUUUCAGAGAACAACCGAGAGUCCGAAAUGUCGUAUCCUAAAGCGCCAGGCCUUGGACUUGGCCCUCCUCAAUCCCCGAUCCUGUCCGAGGCCGGAGAGGGAGUAUCGCUUGUGGGUGCGAUUCCUAACGGCGAGAGACUUGAGAUGCCAGAUGGACCAAAUAGGCUAGAUACUCCCGAGACAUACGCGGAAACCAGGGCAUCUAUUCUAUCAGCAAGAUCAGGCCUCCCAUAUCCAAAAGAGAACGGGAUGACUACUGGGCAUACACCUCCGCCACCAGAUUCAGAGUUUCCGGUGUUUAGUGAGCUGAAUUUACCGCACCGAGCAUCGAGAAGCAACCUAUCGGAGCGCGAUGGCACUGAUAGUAAAUCAUUAGCUAACAAGCGUUCACAUCUCAAUAUUAAUAGCAACGGUUAUGAUAACGAUGGUGUGAGUUCAGUUUCUUCCGGACGUAGCAUCGGAGAAGGCGAGCGAGCGCUAUCGAUUGCCUCUCUCAGUUCAACACAGAGCACCAAGUUGGCGAAGCAGCGAAGGGGCCAGUACAAAGGCAAAGGAAAAGAGAACGCGGACAUGUCAAAUAUUCACGAAAACGAGUACUGGAACGGAGAUGUUUCCAAGAGGAAUGGUGCAGUAGACGCAUACUUUGCAAAAGUACGGGAGGAAGCGCAGGAGAAUGCGCUCAUGGAUGCUAGAAUUCAGGACAUGGAGAAAGACGGCCAGCGAGUUUUCAUGUUGGGGGGCAAUCCCUCGAUGAGAUCCACACCGGUUGUCCCACAUUCUCACCAAGCGUCUGUACUCGAUGCCCCAUCCAACCAUGGCAUGUCCGACGUGUCUUAUAGAACAGGCUCUGCCCCUGCACUGGGUCCAAGUGCUCUACCUAGGGCUGGUGAUAAUGUGCCAGAGACUCAUAUGAAUCUGGGAGAGGACGACGAAGAGAUCAAUACCAAUCCCUCUAUAAUCCAAGGACCCAUUGGUCAUGGUCCAGAUGAUUGGCAAUUCAACCCUGCCAAUGAUCAUCAAUACAAUGAUGAAGAAUCCAACGGAAUGCCGCCAUCUCUCCGGUCACUGUCACCAGCGAUUCAGACAAAAGAUGAAGGUUAUAUUUCUGCUGCUAAUCCUGGUAUGCAAUCACCAGGUCCUAUGACGCCUAUUCAGCAAAUGGGGAGCCCAUCUAUGGGCAUGGGAGCUAUCCGUGGUAUUGGUCUUGAAGAUGAUGAUUACUAUGGUGGACACAGAAGAAUGGGUAGUGGCAAUUCCCAUGGCAUGCCAUCACCAUUAUAUGACAGUGCAACUGGAAGAGGGGUUGAUAGGAUUCAGUCAAAAGAUAUUGUUGCACUAAUGGAUCACCUUACUGUCCGUGAUGCUCAGCGUAAUGCUCGAGACACCGAGAUUCUAGUUACGUUGGUACGGAGUGCUGCGGAAAUGAGGAACUCAUUCGAGGAUAUGAAGAAGCAACUUGAGAGUCAGCAAAGGACUAUUGUUGACGAAGUAGGAAUAAAUACCGAGAGAAGCGUGCAGAAGGUUAUACAGGGCCCCCGACCAUUGCCACCUUCGGCGCCUCGUGUCCCUAGAUAUAGACCUGAGGAAGAGGACGAUGAGGGUCCGGCGAAGAAACGCAAUGUUUUUAGAAGAGCGCUCAAGGGACUGAGUAUGAAGAGCUCUAACGAUCUUCAAAGAAUAGAAGAGAUGCUUUGCACCUUGUUGACUGAGGUCGAGGGUUUGAAGGGUGGCCAAGAGUUUUAUCAGCAAAGUUUGGGACAGAGUCAAAGUUUGGGUACAUUUGAUGCUUUCAAGAGCCCCGGUAAUACAGAAACUGCAGGAACUGAGACUGGUGGGCCCGCGAAUUCUUCAGGUGCAAAUUCGGGCUAUUACAGCGGCGUUCCUAGCCAGCCCAGCGCCAGCAACAGGAUUUAUCAAGAUGAGCGACCGCGGCAGUCAAAUCGAAUCACGCCUAUUGAAGAAGACGCUGUGCUUCGAACUCCGCCACGUGAGGCCCCGCAAGAAGUCCCCCGUGAGGUUAGAGGUGGCUCGUUACCUCUUAAUACGCCUCCCGAGACAAGGGCGCCUCCGGCUGUUUUCAGUAACGAUAAUACCCCAACAAAGUCGGCGGAAAAAAGUAAGCGUGAAUCUGGUACUUCCUCCAUUUUUCCUAAAAUCUCACGAUGGUCAGAAACUACGACUUCCACCGCCGUCAGAGGGUUUCUGAAAAAAGGAAAGAACCACGCAGCCGGUGAGGCUUCAGACGGUUCCCGAUCAGAUAUCAACUUUUGGGAGCCCCCUGUUAAGAGCACCCAGGCCGAGCCUCUUUCACCAUACUCGGAAGGGCAGCAAACGGAGAAAGCCAUGUCGCCCGUUCCCCCUUCUUCAAGGGGCACAGAUGCUCCAAUCAACCACUCCAACCGCAGAUCCUUGGAAGUGCAUGCUCCACAACCCCGGAUGCCCUACAACCACCAACUUGAGGCGCAAGCUCAGCAGCUUAUGGCUUCAGGAAUCGUCCCCAAUUCUCCGAAUGCUAAUGCGUCGGUAUCGAGUUUGGGAACAUUCCCACCUCUAGGUCCUGGAGGAUUUUCCGAUGGAAAGCUGAUGUCUCCUUUAGCACAGGAUGCUUACAAUCAACAUCUACAACAGCAGGGGCUACUAAUAAAAACCCCCAUGAAUGGUGGACCACCGCGACCACCAAAGGAGCCAGUCACUCCCGCCGCUACUGUCGAGGAUAGCGAAUAUCCCUCAUCAGAAAAGAGAAAAUCUAGACACAGGGAUGAAAAUGGCGAAAAGAUUAGGAAACCCAAGAAGGAGAGGACUGAGGAAGAAAAGCAGAGGCGUAAGGAAAGAAAGGAGAGAAAAGAACGCGAGAGAGAAGCAGGCGCUUCCUCAUCUGCCUCAAGGAAGAAGUCUCGUGAUUUGCUAUCACCCGAGCAAGAAGGAGGACUCGGAUCACCAUUUUCAGCACGUUCCCCAUCAACAGCAUCUAGGUUGCAAGGACCUCGGCCAUUGUCGAGUAACAGUAACAAAGAGAACGCUAGAAGACACAGGCAUCAAUCCUCCCAAGGUACCGCAGGUGAGCCCCAGCUCCCCAAUCUUGAAAGCAAUCAAUAUUGA